Suillus discolor is the source of this 825-nucleotide messenger RNA. RefSeq lists its product as uncharacterized. The record is from RefSeq and is a predicted model, not a curated record. NCBI's taxonomy places the organism in Eukaryota, Fungi, Basidiomycota, Agaricomycetes, Boletales, Suillaceae. The coding region runs from base 1 to 825 and encodes 274 amino acids. The transcript has 2 exons.
AUGGCCCUUGACUUGAGAUGGGGUCCAGACCACCCAGAGCAGAUCAAGGCACAAUCACGCAUUACCAAUCGGCUGUUCCACAAGGCUGUAGAUGACGUUGAACGUCUUGUCAUCAUGCGUCUGCUUGAGUUGACUAAGCUGCAAAUGAGUGGACUAGGUUAUAAGCUUCGCACUCAAAUCUCCAAGGCGCUCAAAAGUCGUGUGAAUGCAAUUCGAAACGCCCUUACUCGAUACAACAAAUAUGCUGCUCUCCUAAGCCCUCCCCGCCCCCCAUUACAAUGGGACCAGAUUGUAGAGUAUUCUUUCCUUGCCAAAUUUGACUUGUUACAGGAAACAGAUGGGGAGAUCCAGUCAAAGAUAUGGGCCAACCCAUCUUACCGACACACGUCUACACAAUAUUUUGAGCACCAGCGUGCUAAUGAAGAGAUUCGUCGGCUGAAUGUCGAGGUUGGACAAUUACUCACAAAGAUGCGAGAUGAUGCCAUUGAUUAUCCCCGCACCAUCGCACAACUUCAGUCCAAAGACCCACCCCUUGCAGCCGAACUCCAGCGUCGCUGGACACAGCUUCGGUGCAUCAAUGCACGUCACAUUUGGCACAUGCCGCAGAUUAUGCAGCUUCCUGGUUACAGUGGGCCAAAGAGUCCUGGCACUCGUGUAGGUCGGGUUGAUGUUGCGUGUGCUUAUCCCUAUGAAGCUGUGCCACAUGAACAGGAUAGAGAGGACGGAGAUGGGGAUGACACAGAGCUUGGGCAACAGUUGGAAGAUGUACAAGCUUACAUCGAGGGACUAGAUCAUCACCGUGUGGACUUGGAACUUACAGAAUAG